AUGGCCGCCGAACAGCGCAAGCUGCUUGAGCAGCUGAUGGGCGAUCAAUACAUGGGUGGGCCCAGCUCGAGAAAUGCGAACUUGACACUGAAUUCACCCACCGUGUGUCGAUCCUACCUGGUCGGGACUUGUCCACACGAUCUGUUCACCAAUACCAAGCAAGACCUUGGCGCGUGUCCCAAAGCGCAUCCAGAACUCCUCAAGAUCGAGUACGAGAACCUCACACCGGCCGAGAAGGCCAAACACGGCUUCGACUACGACUACAUGCGCGAUCUACAGAAAUACAUCGACGACUGCAAUCGGCGCAUCGAUCAGGCGCAGCGGCGGUUGGAGAAGACUCCGGAUGAGAUAAGACAGACGAACAAUCUGCUCAAGACGAUAUCCGAUCUGACGAAAACUGUCAAUACCGGCUUGCUGGAGGUUAAUUGCCUCGCAGAGACUGGGUCCGUGAGUCUUGCUUGCGCCGAGUUCUACAAAGUCCGCACGGCUAAGAUGGCCAAAGAGCAGGCAGAGCGGGAUCUAAAAUCGUUGUCGGACACCAGUGGCCCGUCCGGUCAUCAGAAACUCCAAGUUUGUGAUGUCUGUGGAGCAUAUCUAUCUAGACUCGACAAUGACCGGCGCCUGGCUGACCACUUUUACGGGAAAAUGCAUCUGGGAUAUGCGCAGAUGCGGAGGACUUACGAGGCACUACAAAAGGAACUAAAAGGUCGAGCCCCGCCGAUGCGACAAGAGGAGAACGGCCCUGCUGGACCCAGAGGUUAUGAUGACGGCGGCUAUGGAGAUGGAGGAGGGGGUGGUUGGGGUGGCCGUGGAGGAGGGUACGGUGGGAGAGGCUAUCGUGGAGGCGGAGGAUAUCGGGGACGAGGAAGAGGAAGAUGGUGA
Messenger RNA from Exophiala aquamarina CBS 119918, 882 nucleotides. RefSeq lists its product as uncharacterized. The transcript has a single exon. Gene Ontology annotation, cellular component: U1 snRNP; U2-type prespliceosome. Bases 1 to 882 code for a protein of 293 amino acids. Lineage: Eukaryota; Fungi; Ascomycota; Eurotiomycetes; Chaetothyriales; Herpotrichiellaceae. Gene Ontology annotation, biological process: mRNA splice site recognition. Gene Ontology annotation, molecular function: mRNA binding. The record is from RefSeq and is a predicted model, not a curated record.